AUGGCAUCUGACCUGGAUGCUAACAUAGUAAAAAGAACUCAAGGUUCGCUGGGUAAAUUUGUGAAACGUCCCGCGCUGACGGAAAAACUGCUACGUAAACCGCCGUUUCGCUUUCUCCAUGAUAUCGUCCAUGCGAUUAUUCGAGAGCAUGGUUUGCUGGAUGGCUUAUACACGACAGACGAACUCAACUCCGACAACAUCAAGGACCGGGACUCAAAAAUGGCGUUUCUACAGAAGCUCAUUGACGUCGUUAAAAUAACAACCGGUCGCGAAUUGAAAGUGCGUCCUUCGAAAGUUGUCGCUGGGCUGGAACCAGAGCGAACGAAUGAGCUUCUACAAGCGUUGGGUUUUGCGUUAGAAGAAAAGUUGAGCAGCAUAGACGCUGUUAGGCAAUAUGUCGGUGGAAAUCCUAAUCCCGAUGGGUCCAAUGCCGCCACAAAUGGGAUACCAGAGAGCAAUGGAACAAACGUCGAAACACGACCAGAGAAAACGAAAGAAAAGCCCAGGGAAAAGGACACGGUUGCUCCGGACAAACGGAAGGAUAAAACGUCGAAAUCGAAAGUGAAGGAGCCCGCGAAAAAUGGCUCCACUGUGCAAGCGGACAAUAGGGUGGAAAAAAGUAAAGCGAAACAGAACGGUGCGAAAGUUUCAAACGACACAAAACGUAAAACCGACAAGCCGAGCAAGGGCAAGGAGAAAGAGAAAUCGGUCAAGCGGAUUUCUUCGAUACCAGAAGAGCUACAGCCCGUGGGGACACACGAAAAACCACCCCCAGUUCAACCGGAAACGCUGACAAACGGUUCCGAAACCAUACCCAAUGGCAGGUCACAAGAUACGCGGAAGAGGAAAGAUUCGAUAAAAGAGUUUGGAGACCCGGUUGUGAUGGCAAGUGCAAAUGGUGAUGAGUCCAUGAAACUGCCGAUAGCGGAAGAGGAGCUGGAAAAACGGAAGCAACCUGGCAGUAAUAACAGCAGCCGGCGGUCUUCCUUAAAAAAGCAGAAUAGUUUGACAGCAAGCGAAAAUAAUGCACUCUCUGAGAUGAACCAAUUCAACGGUCUGCACAGUUCGCCCGGGCCUAGCCGGCAGGAUAGUGGGACGCUGGGUGAACCUGUGGUGAACGAUGAUUCUGCACCUGAUCCCGGAUCGAUCGUUACGGUCACCGUUGCUCCGCUGGAGCAGAAAGCACAGGGGAAACCGCCGAUGAACCGGCAGCAGUCCGUUGAUACGGUGAUGAGACCGAGAACCAGCUUAAGGCCUCCCAGCGUGAGGCCUCCAUCGGCGAGGCCAGGUGCACCGCGGCGCAAGGAGAAGAACGUCGAGGUAAUACUGCAGCCUAACGAAACGCAAAAAUUGGGUGAUAUCAACGUCAAAAUGGAGGUGUUCAACAGCGAACUGCUUGAUGAUGAUGGCGAAAAUUUGAUAGUAAUUGAAGAUCCGACAACCGUCGACGAGGUGUACGUUGGUGGUGUAGGCGAGUCUGGACAGACACGCGACGAGGCGGCACACGCUCAGCAGCCGGAACACGAAGAUCAGCAGGGGCUCUUGGUGCAACAGAUUCUGGACACGCAGAAGGAAUUUUCCAACCACACCGGUAACGACAGCGAGAUGCUGCGAAAAGUGGACCUGGAAUGGGCUGCCGGGCAAAGGCAGUCGUCGGCCAAGCAGAUGGAAUCGCUGCGCGACUCAAUACAGAAGUUAACGCGCUCUGUGAAUCCGCUCGGGAAGCUGAUGGAUUUCAUCCAAGAGGACAUCGAUGCCAUGGAGCGAGAGUUGGCAAGUUGGCAGCAAAUCUAUGCCCAAUCCAUGGUAGAGUUGAACAAGGAAAGAAGUGCCACGGAGAAUGCUAUUGAACCUUUGAAGCAGCAACUUGCGCAGAUUGAAGUGAACAUAAAAGAGUACCGUGAAAUGGUCGAUUCGACGCGUGCGAAUAUUUUACAAAACGAGCAAAAAAUUGAGCGGUUGUACAUAACCGAAAUUUAA
Anopheles nili is the source of this 1980-nucleotide messenger RNA. RefSeq names its product TRAF3-interacting protein 1 (gene IFT54). NCBI's taxonomy places the organism in Eukaryota, Metazoa, Arthropoda, Insecta, Diptera, Culicidae. The transcript is spliced from 5 exons. Gene Ontology annotation, cellular component: intraciliary transport particle B; centrosome; ciliary basal body. The record is from RefSeq and is a predicted model, not a curated record. Gene Ontology annotation, biological process: cilium assembly; regulation of microtubule cytoskeleton organization; intraciliary transport. The coding region runs from base 1 to 1980 and encodes 659 amino acids. Gene Ontology annotation, molecular function: microtubule binding.